CGUAGUGAUAUGGUCAAGCUCCGCCCCCCUCGCCCGCUGUUCGCUGAGGAUGGGGGACGGUCCGGGUAUCUACCACGAACGGCAGCGGCGGGAGCUGUGUGCGGUGCACGCCCUGAUUUUUUUUCGGGUAGAUUGACUCUCUUCCGGUUAUAUCCGUUGUUUGACGUAUGAUGAUUGUUGUUGCAGGUUGUCCCCGAACACCGUCCUAAACCCGCACCGCAGCCUGCUGGGCACCGGAAACUAUGAUGUCAACGUCCUCAUGGCGGCCCUGCAGAUGCUGGACUACGCCGCCGUGUGGUGGGACAAACGCAGGUCUCUGGAGAGUUUGGCGCUGAGCGAAAUCUUCGGCUUCAUCCUGAACAUCCCAUCUCCCAUCUCGCUGGGCUUCCUCUCUCUGCCCAUCACCCGCAAGCACUGGAUCGCCGUACGGCAGAUCAACGGCACCUACUACAACCUGGACUCCAAGCUGAAAUCCCCUGCCAAUCUGUUCUUCAAUGCUCUCUAUGUUGGGCCCCCCCGGGGGCUCCCCAACAUCCCACAAUGCAAUGCAGGAGUCUCGGUAGAUGCUUACGUUGCAUUUCGGGAUGGGGACACACCACAGUUUAGGGGGACAACGACACGCACUUGGCAUCCAUGUUAUGACAGGUUCUCGGUGCCGUAUCAGCCGGUAGUCACCCUGUUUUGUUUUGUUUUUCCCUCUUGCAGGGACUUCCUGCAGGGCUGCAUCACCCGCGGCUCCUGCGAGAUCCUCCUGGUGGUGACGAAGGAGGUGGAGGAGAGCCGGCUGUGGAUCAACGAGGAGGUCGCCACGUGAGAGCAAGUUCUUUCCCAGAAUCCUC
Molecule: messenger RNA, 839 nt
Organism: Nanorana parkeri
Lineage: Eukaryota; Metazoa; Chordata; Amphibia; Anura; Dicroglossidae
Product: josephin-2-like
Biological process (GO): protein deubiquitination
Molecular function (GO): cysteine-type deubiquitinase activity
Source: RefSeq, a predicted model, not a curated record